Molecule: messenger RNA, 435 nt
Organism: Racocetra persica
Lineage: Eukaryota; Fungi; Glomeromycota; Glomeromycetes; Diversisporales; Gigasporaceae
Source: the annotation of a GenBank genome assembly
GAUCCAUAUCAAGAUCAAACAACAUCAAUGGAUAAUAUAGUGUUUAACCAUGAAAAAGGUAUGCUUGACUUAGAUCUGAGUAAUGAGAUAACUCUUUCUCUACGCAAAAUAGCUACUAUGUCAACUACUACUACACCUGCUAUAAAAAAAACAAUUCAUAAAAGAAAUCAAUAUUGUCAAAUUUGGAAACUUGCAUGUAAGGCAACUUCACUAGCUCAAGAAGUUUUUGUAAUGAUAGAACAAAAUUUCAUAGCUAAUCAAGAACAAAGCAGAAUUACAAAUCAGUCAUCUGAUCUCUCAACUAGCAGCCAAAGUAUUGACAAAGAAUCAAAUGAGUUAUACUUAACUGAAAUGGAUGGAAUAGAAGAAUUUGACACUAUUACAACUGAACCUGAGACACCAAACCUUGCUGAUAUUCAAAAUCCACUUCAUGUU